GAGCAACACAGGUAAACAAACCCUGCUGACCUCCGCUGAAUUCUUUAGUCGUUUGCGAGCGCUGAUCAUCAUGUCACUGCAGGGAGAUCCAGUGUAGGAGAUGCGAGCAGUGUUGAGCCUGGUAGCAGUGGCAGUCCCUAUGGGUGUACUGCUGUCCCGGACCAUGGCGUGGAUGUCCAGUGGCAAAACACAUCCAGAGCUCAUAAGCAGGCUGAGGGAUCAUGGGGUGAUCCACAGCGACAGAGUGUUUGAUGCCAUGCUGGCUACAGACAGAGGGCUCUACUCUAGAGAUUAUCCUUAUGCAGACUCUCCUCAGUCCAUAGGCUACAGGGCAACCAUCAGUGCACCACAUAUGCAUGCUCACGCUUUGGAGCUGCUAAGUGACAAACUACAUGAAGGGGCGUCAGCACUGGAUGUGGGUUCAGGAAGUGGCUAUCUCACCGCCUGCUUUGCAAGGAUGACAGGACCCAGUGGUAGAGUGGUUGGCAUUGAACACAUUGAUGAACUGGUUCGAAUGUCAAUAAAGAACGUUCAGCUUGACGACCCAGAGCUGCUCUCCUCCGGACGCAUCAAACUCAUGGUGGGAGAUGGAAGGCUUGGGUACCCUGAGGGAGCGCCCUAUGAUGCCAUUCAUGUUGGUGCAGCUGCAGCUACUAUUCCUAAAGCUCUAUUGGAGCAGCUGAAGCCAGGCGGACGGCUGGUGCUCCCGGUUGGCCCUGACGGUGGCAGUCAGGUGCUAGAACAGUAUGAUCGCCAGAGUGAUGGGACCUUUCUCAAGAGAGCUUUGAUGGGAGUGGUCUACGUCCCCUUAACUGACAAGAGGCAUCAGUGGCCCGGAGGUGAGCUCUGACUGCAGUUUGGUUGCCCCUGCAGGAGGUGGCGUUGGUGCUGCAUCUCCGGGGUCCCGUAACACUUCUCAUGUUUUCACUGAGCUCUAAGGCUUACGGCCAUCUGCCCCGCUGGUUUGUCACCUAGCAACACACAAGGAGGAACUCGCUCUGUUUGCCUGACCAGAUUGUCUUCCUACAGUAGAGUGCUAAACAGUGACUGACUGAAUGACUGACCGCCGCUGAACUGUCUCCUGAUGACCCACAGUCCUUGUAGUCAGAGAAUAGUUGUAGACAACGAGAUAGUGGUUAAAAAAACAAAAGGUUGUCUGAGGUUUUAGUGAUUCACAGAAUUAUUUGUGAAGUUUAGCAGUGUGAACUUUGCAAUUACAGCUUCAAACCUUUGAGUAUGUGUUCUUCUGGAUGCUUGUGAGGUAUUCAGAUAAAUGGUUAACUUAAAUCUUGUGUAAUCUUAAGGGAAUACUUUGGUUUUGAAUGCAGUCAUAGUUGAUGAUGAACCCAAGUUCAAGCCAAGGAUUAUUAAGUAAAAGAAUAGCAAAUUAACAUAAGUCAUUUCUAUUUUAUGCUAAGUAUUGCUACUUUCUUGCUUCAAAUACUGUAUGUAUAGAAUAUAUCCUGUUUGAGACUGUAACCCAGUAGAGCAGAGGGGAUGCUGUGCCAAAUCAUGAUUAAUUUAAGCACAAAUUGUUGUUAUGUGUAUGCUUAUCAAAUUUAUUAAUAAAACUGAUUUUUUUUUUAAAUGA
Messenger RNA from Scomber scombrus (Atlantic mackerel), 1591 nucleotides. RefSeq names its product l-isoaspartyl protein carboxyl methyltransferase, like (gene pcmtl). The coding region runs from base 101 to 850 and encodes 249 amino acids. Lineage: Eukaryota; Metazoa; Chordata; Actinopteri; Scombriformes; Scombridae. The record is from RefSeq and is a predicted model, not a curated record. The transcript is spliced from 9 exons. Gene Ontology annotation, cellular component: cytoplasm. Gene Ontology annotation, molecular function: protein-L-isoaspartate (D-aspartate) O-methyltransferase activity. Gene Ontology annotation, biological process: protein modification process.